AUGACGAGCCGUGUAGGCGCGACGCCCGAGAGCGUCGAGAUGCACGCGCGCGACAAGGCGCCGUCGAUAGCAGAUACGGCGAGUGUGCAGGCGGAAGCGUACGUGGUCGGCGAUACGUCGGUGAUCGCGGCGGCGGCGGCGAUGGAGCGCGUCGGCUGGACGGUGUGGAUGCUGACGAUGAGUGCGGCGCUGUGUGGCUCGCUGUUUGGCUACGACACGGGCUACGUGUCGUCUGUGCUGGUGAGUCUGGACGACUUUCAGGACUUUGGGCGGCUGAGCGAUGGCACGAAGCAGCUGAUCACGUCCGCGACGUCGCUCGGUGCGCUGAUCGGCGCGCUGUGUGCGAUGUUCCCGUCCGAGUGGCUGGGCCGCAAGAUGGUGAUUGCGCUCGCGAACGCGGUGUUUAUCGUCGGGGCGAUUGUGCAGGCUGCCGCGCAGGGGUCGUGGACGCUGAUUGUCGGCCGCUUCAUCGUCGGCAUCGGCGUCGGUGUGGCGUCGAUGAUCGUGCCGCUGUGGAUCGGCGAGCUGGCGCCGGCGCACUUGCGCGGCCGCCUCGUGACGCUCAAUGUCGUCUUUCUCACGAUGGGGCAGCUGAUCGCGACGGGCGUCGGCGCCGGCUUCGAGAGCGUCAAGGGCGGGUGGCGCUACACGGUCGCGGGUGGCGCGAUUCCCGCGAUCAUCUCGCUCGUCAGCAUGGCGUGGCUGCCCGAGUCGCCGCGCUACGACAGCCAGCGCGGCAAGAUGGAGCGCGCGACACGCACGUUUCAGCGCAUCUACCCGCAUGCGACGGAGGGGUUCUGCCGCGAGCGCGCCGAAAAGCUGGCGCAGGACCUGACGCAGUGGGAGGCGCGGCACACGCGCACGAUGGCCGCGCGUCUGCGCCUGCUGGUGACGGGCCCGAAUGCGCGCGCGCUCGCGCUCGCCUGCGGACUGCAGGCGCUGCAGCAGCUAUGUGGCUUUAAUACGCUCAUGUACUACAGCGGCUCGAUCUUCCAGGCGAUUGGCUUCGCGAAGCCCGUGGCCGUGUCGCUCAUUGUGAGUGCGGGCAACUUUGUCGCGACGCUCGCGGCGCUCAAGUUCAUCGACAUGAUCGGGCGCCGGCGCGUGCUGCUGUACUCGGUGCCGGUCAUGACGGGCGCGCUCGUGUUUGCGGCUAUCUGCUUCGGCUUCUUGCCGGUCAAGGAGGAUGGCGCGCUGUCGAUGCACAUCCCGCCGGGCCGCAAGGUGUGGACGUACCUCGUGAUCGUCGCGAUCCUCGUCUUUGUGCUUGCGUACGGCUUCGGCAUCGGCAACGUCCCGUGGCAGCAGGGCGAGCUCUUCGCCAUCGAGACGCGCGCGAUGGGCACGAGCAUCGCGACGGCCGUCAACUGGUCGUGCAACCUGAUCAUCGGCGCGACGUACCUGUCGCUCGUGCGCGCCGCGACGUCGUCAGGCGCGUUUGGCUUCUACGCCGGCCUGUGCGCGAUCGGCUUCGUGUUCUGCCUGUGCUGCUUCCCCGACACGCGGCAGCUCUCGCUCGAGGAAGUGCACGUCAUCUUCCGCGGCUCGUGGGGCAUCCGCGCCGCCGACGAGCUGCGCCGCGCCAAGGCGCACGUCGCGCACGAUCUCCGCGCGCGCGAUGCCGACGCACCGCACCACGCGCACAGCGGCACGGCGACCAUGACGCAGUACGAGCGACCCAGCGUCGGGUAUGUCACGCCCCGCGUGCGCGCGGACGACGACAUGGAGCAGCCGGUCGACGCGCUCGACGAGUACAAGCCCGCGGUCGCGCAGAGCCUGCCGGCCGACCUGCGCGCGAGCGACGGCCUACCGCGCCCGAUCGCCGAUGCAGCCGCGCCCACAAACGCGCUGACACGGCACCUCGGCCUCCGCGGCCCGGGCCUCGUGCUGUCGGUGACGUGCUUCGCGAGUCUCGGCGUGUUCAUGUUCGGCUACGACCAGGGCGUCAUGAGCGGCAUCCUGCCGCACCCGCACUUUCGCGCGUACUUCCACGAGCCGAGCGCCGCGCAGGUCGGCACGAUGGUCGCGAUCCUCGAGAUCGGCGCGCUGGUCACGUCGCUGCUCAGCGGCGUCGCGGCGGACCGCUUCGGACGCAAGGCCGUGAUGGUGUGGGGCGCCGUGGCCUUCUCGCUCGGCGGCCUCGUGCAGACGCUCGCGACAGGCUACCACGCGAUGAUCGUCGGCCGCAUUGUCUCGGGCUUUGGCGUCGGCUUCCUGAGCAUGGUCGUGCCGACGUACCAGAGCGAGAUCUCGCCCGCCGAGAACCGCGGCAAGCUCGCGUGCAUCGAGUUCACCGGCAACAUCGUCGGGUACAUGGCCAGCGUGUGGAUCGACUACGUGUGCUCGUUCCUGCCGGGCCCGCUCGGCUGGCGCCUGCCGCUGCUCGUGCAGCCCGUGCUCGGAUGCGCCCUCGCGCUCGGCUCCGUGUGCCUGCCCGAGAGUCCGCGGUGGCUCUGCGACCGCGACUGCGAUGCCGAGGCCCUGCAGGUGCUCAUGGACCUCGAUGGCGACGCUAAGGCGCACCACACGCGCGCCCACCUCGAGUACAGCGAAAUCAAGUCGAGCGUCCUCCAGAUGCGCGCGCAGGGCGACCGCUCGUACCGCACCAUGUGGCGCACGCUGCGCUACCGCACGCUCAUCGGCAUGUCGUCGCAGAUGCUCGCGCAGCUGAACGGCAUCAACGUCAUCUCGUACUACGCGCCGCUCGUCUUUGAGAGCGCCGGAUGGGUCGGGCGCGAGGCUCUGCUCAUGACCGGCGUCAACGCCGUCAUGUACGUGCUCGCGACGAUCCCGACGUGGUUCCUCGUCGACACCUGGGGCCGUCGGCCUAUUCUGCUCUCGGGCGCGCUGCUGUGUGCGCUCACGCUCGGCGCCUGCGGCCUCCUCCUGCGCGCACAGCAGCCCUACACACCGGCGCUGGUCGUGGUGUGCGUCGUGCUCUUCAACGCCGCGUUCGGGUACUCAUGGGGCCCCAUCCCGUGGGCAUGGACGCCCGAGAUCAUGCCGCUCGCGUUCCGCGCCAAGGGCGCAUCACUCGCGGCCGCGACGAACUGGGUGUGGAACUGGAUCGUCGGGCAGCUCACGCCCGUGCUCCAGGAGCGCAUUGGGUGGCGGCUGUACAUGCUGCACGCAGGCUUCUGUGUCGCCUCGUUCGUGGUCGUGUACUUUCUGUACCCCGAGACGCAGGGCGUGCCGCUCGAGGAAAUGGACGCCAUCUUUGGCGACCAAGCCAUCCCCGUGCCGCCGAUCGACGACGCAGACGACACGGCCGCCGAUCCCGAGGCGCCCCGUCUCCGCCGCUCCAUCAGCUCGCACCCGCGCUUCCACACGUCGCCCGGCCGACGGCCCUGGUGGCCGUGGGGCGCGGCCUCGCCCCGCGGCGCAUACGAGCCAUUGUCGACAUAG
Messenger RNA from Malassezia restricta, 3405 nucleotides. Its product is annotated as transporter. Gene Ontology annotation, molecular function: carbohydrate:proton symporter activity. Bases 1 to 3405 code for a protein of 1134 amino acids. Gene Ontology annotation, biological process: carbohydrate transport; transmembrane transport. The record is from RefSeq and is a predicted model, not a curated record. The transcript has a single exon. Lineage: Eukaryota; Fungi; Basidiomycota; Malasseziomycetes; Malasseziales; Malasseziaceae. Gene Ontology annotation, cellular component: membrane.